CUACAUGACUCCCUGAAGGCUGAGAACAAUGUUAUGUUGGGGAUAUUGGUCUCUGGGCCAACCUGGGAUUGGCAGCAACCUUCAAGGGAUUGUGACAGAGCCUCAGGUGUGUGGCUUCAUCUCGGACAGAAGUGUCAAGGAGGUGGCCUGUGGGGGAAACCAUUCUGUGUUCCUGCUUGAGGACGGGGGUGUCUACACCUGUGGCUUGAACACCAAGGGACAGCUUGGCCAUGAGAGGGAAGGAAACAAGCCAGAGCAAAUUGGAGCUUUGGCAGAUGAGCACAUUGUCCAUGUGGCAUGUGGUGAGUCUCACAGUCUUGCCCUCAGUGACCAGGGACAGCUCUUUUCUUGGGGUGCAGGGAGUGAUGGUCAACUUGGACUCGUGACUGUGGAGGAUUCAGUGGCAGUGCCCAGGUUAAUACAAAAGCUGAACCAACAGACAAUAUUGCAAGUUUCCUGUGGCAACUGGCAUUGUUUAGCUCUUGCAGCUGAUGGUCAAUUCUUCACAUGGGGAAAGAAUAGCCAUGGGCAACUUGGCCUGGGGAAGGAGUUCCCAUCUCAGGCCAGCCCACAGAGGGUGAGAUCUCUGGAGGGGAUCCCAUUGGCACAAGUGGCUGCAGGAGGAGCUCACAGCUUCGCCCUCUCUCUGUCAGGAGCUGUUUUUGGCUGGGGCAUGAAUAAUGCAGGCCAGCUAGGGCUCAGUGAUGAUGAAGAUCGAGAGUCUCCUUGCCAUGUGAAACUCUUACGAACACAAAAAGUUGUUUAUAUUAGUUGUGGAGAAGAACACACAGCAGUCCUCACGAAAAGCGGAGGUGUGUUUACCUUUGGAGCUGGUUCCUGUGGGCAACUUGGGCAUGAUUCCAUGAAUGAUGAGGUUAAUCCAAGAAGAGUUCUAGAGCUCAUGGGCAGUGAAGUGACUCAGAUUGCGUGUGGCAGACAGCACACUCUAGCCUUUGUGCCUUCUUCUGGACUCAUCUACGCAUUUGGUUGUGGAGCCAAAGGUCAGCUGGGAACUGGACGCACGUGUAAUGUGCAGUGUCCAUCUCCGGUGAAGGGGCACUGGGCCGCCCACAGUAGGCAGCUCUCAGCCAGCACAGAUCGCUUUAAAUAUCAUAUUGUUAAGCAGAUCUUCUCUGGAGGAGACCAAACUUUUGUACUUUGCUCCAAAUAUGAGAAUUCUUCUCCUGCUGUUGACUUCAGAACUGUGAACCAGGCACAUUAUACCAGUUUAAUAAAUGAUGAAACCAUAGCAGUUUGGAGACAGAAACUCUCAGAACACAACAACUCCAAUACAAUCAAUGGUGUAGUUCAGAUAUUAUCUUCUGCAGCCUGUUGGAAUGGAAGCUUUCUGGAAAAAAAAAUCGAUGAGCAUUUUAAAACCAGUCCCAAAAUCCCUGGGAUUGACCUGAACUCAACUAGAGUAUUAUUUGAGAAGUUGAUGAACUCUCAGCACUCCAUGAUUCUAGAACAGAUUUUGAACAGCUUUGAAAGUUGCCUGAUUCCUCAAUUGUCAAGUUCUCCACCAGAUGUUGAAGCAAUGAGAAUCUAUUUAAUUCUACCUGAGUUUCCUUUGCUCCAGGACUCCAAAUAUUACAUCACACUGACUAUUCCCCUGGCCAUGGCCAUUCUACGUCUGGAUACAAACCCCAGCAAAGUCUUAGAUAACUGGUGGUCUCAGGUAUGCCCGAAAUAUUUCACGAAGCUGGUAAACCUCUAUAAAGGUGCAGUCGUUUAUCUUCUGAGGGGAAGAAAAACAUUCUUAAUUCCUGUACUAUUUAACAAUUAUAUUACAGCAGCUUUGAAGCUCUUGGAAAAAUUAUAUAAGGUAAAUCUUAAAGUAAAGCAUGUGGAAUAUGAUACAUUUUAUAUUCCUGAGAUUUCUAGUCUUGUGGACAUUCAAGAAGACUACCUCAUGUGGUUCCUGCAUCAAGCUGGCAUGAAGGCCAGGCCAUCUAUAAUACAGGAUGCAGUAACACUUUGUUCGUACCCUUUCAUCUUUGACGCACAAGCCAAAACAAAAAUGCUACAGACUGAUGCUGAACUACAGAUGCAGGUAGCGGUCAACGGGGCCAACCUGCAGAAUGUCUUCAUGCUUCUCACACUGGAGCCUCUGCUGGCCAGAAGCCCGUUCCUGGUUCUUCAUGUUCGCAGAAACAACCUCGUGGGAGAUGCCCUACGAGAGCUGAGCAUCCAUUCUGAUAUUGAUUUGAAAAAGCCUCUCAAAGUCAUCUUUGAUGGUGAAGAAGCAGUGGAUGCCGGUGGUGUCACAAAGGAGUUCUUUCUUUUGCUGUUAAAAGAACUCUUGAAUCCCAUCUAUGGAAUGUUUACCUACUAUCAGGAUUCAAAUCUCUUGUGGUUUUCAGAUACGUGUUUUGUAGAGCACAAUUGGUUUCACUUGAUUGGCAUAACUUGUGGACUGGCUAUCUACAACUCUACAGUGGUUGACCUUCACUUCCCCUUGGCACUCUACAAGAAGUUACUGAAUGUCCAGCCUUGCUUAGAAGACUUAAAGGAACUGUCACCCACUGAAGGAAGGAGUCUUCAAGAACUUUUAGAUUACCCUGGAGAGGAUAUUGAGGAUACUUUCUGCCUCAACUUCACAAUCUGCCGAGAAAGCUAUGGAGUGGUGGAGCAGAUAAAGCUGAUUCCUGGAGGAGACCAAGUCAUUGUAUGCAAAGAUAACAGGCAGGAAUUUGUAGAUGCAUAUGUGAAUUAUGUCUUCCAAAUCUCAGUUCAUGAAUGGUACACGGCUUUCUCCAGCGGCUUCCUCAAGGUGUGUGGUGGCAAAGUGCUUGAGCUCUUCCAGCCUUCGGAACUAAGGGCCAUGAUGGUUGGAAACAGCAACUACAACUGGGAAGAAUUGGAAGCGACGGCUAUCUACAAGGGUGAUUACUCAGCCAUACAUCCAACUGUGAAACUAUUUUGGGAAACUUUUCAUGAGUUUCCACUGGAAAAAAAGAAGAAGUUUCUCUUGUUCCUGACUGGCAGUGACCGCAUCCCCAUUUAUGGCAUGGCGAGCCUGCAGAUUGUCAUACAGUCCACAGCCAGUGGAGAGGAGUACUUGCCUGUGGCCCACACUUGCUACAACCUUCUUGACCUCCCCAAGUACAGCAGCAAAGAAACCAUGAGAGCACGACUAACCCAGGCGCUUGACAACUACGAGGGCUUCAGUUUGGCUUGAGGUUCCCCGGUUUGCCCUAGAUUUCUCUCCCUUCCUCCGUGUCCACAUGAGGACUAUACAGAAAAUCGGAGGGAGGGAGUUCUAUUUUUUUAUUGUACUAGUGGGGUGGGACUUUUGAAUUCUGAGCCUGAUUAUUGUGUUUUUUGGGGGUUGUAAGCUAUGGGCAAUCUUUUUGAACAAUCAGGGCUUGGUAUGGGGUGAAAAAUUGACCUUUAUGGUGGGAAGUUCUUGAUUUUGAAACCAAAUUUCUCCAUAUUACCUGCACUUAUGCAUAUGUUACACUCUGCUGGAUAAAAUGACAGUGAGUUAUUUUUUAUCUCUGAUUUCUCCAGCAUCUCUCCACCCUCAGCUGCCCUCACAUUGCUUCCUUGUUCUUCUCUGGCCUUCUCAUUCCUUGGCAAGAAUGACUUUGAUUUGCCAUUUCUUAACCUUCAAAUGAGAUGGAUAGUCUCUUAUUUCAGCCUCAGAAAUGCUCCUGGCUGGUUGUAACCUCAUCAGGUUCAAGGAGGAAAGGAUCACCUCAGAAAUUCCAAUUCUGACCAGCUGAAUCUGGGUCCAUUACUGUAACAGAACACUUGACAAUUGAUGGUAACCUUGAGGAAUGCAUCUUACUUUCUAAACAGGUGAGGGGAAAGGGAAUUGGGAUGUAGCAGUCUUCCCAUGAUUCUCUCUUUCUCCUUAAAAAAAUGUGUAGAGUAGGUGGACAUUGCAGCUGAGCCUACCUGCCUUUGUUAUGUUUCUCAGCCACACCCCUUUAAAAAUCAAGUGAGGUGACAUGCCUCUGUCCCCUUCUCUUAUGUCACUUUUGGGGCAAGUUGCAUUGAUUUAUUUUUGAAGAGUAUCUUCUCCAGGAAGAGUGGAAAUAAUACAAUUUUUUUGCCUCUUUUCCUAUUAUUUUAUAUCUUCUACCAUAUUAUCUUUCUUCCCUCCCCUUCGUUUCAUUUUCUCUACUUCAUUCUAAUCUGUUACUUAAGCUCAUAUACCUUUUUCUCCCCUUCUACCAGAUGCAUGCAUUUUUAAAAAAUUUGUAUUUAAGAUGCAAAAUUUCUACUCAUAUUUUGUUUGUCUUCUUCCCAAAUUGCUAUGACUGAAGGGUAUUCUUUAUUACAGGGCUUUUGUUUUAUUGCAUUUGAAAUGUUUGUUUACAAUGCAAUUUCAGGGGAAAUUGUGUUUAAAACAAAUAUAUAUGUAUCUAAAAACAUUACAUGCUCAACUCCUUUCAUCAUGAGACAAGAAAAUUCUACCUGAUUGGGAAAUUCAUGUCAGCUUGAUUUUAAUUCCUAGUUGCUAGAGAAAGACUUAUUUAUAUAAAAAGAAAUAUUUAUGAAACAUGAUUCAGCAUCAAAUCUCAAUGAAGGAUUGUAGAUUUUUGCUUUAUCUUUUGGUUUUUAAAACUUCUUCCAAUUGCUGAAUUGGUAGUUUUUCAGUCUUUAUAAAACAAGAUUUAAAAGAUAUACAGUUAUAUGAAAUGUUUAUUUUCUAUGUGUGUGCAUAUAGUCCAAUAUUAUGCAAUAAAAUUGGUGUUUUAACUUA
Suncus etruscus (white-toothed pygmy shrew) is the source of this 4714-nucleotide messenger RNA. RefSeq names its product HECT and RLD domain containing E3 ubiquitin protein ligase 3 (gene HERC3). Lineage: Eukaryota; Metazoa; Chordata; Mammalia; Eulipotyphla; Soricidae. Gene Ontology annotation, biological process: ubiquitin-dependent protein catabolic process; protein ubiquitination. The transcript has 24 exons. The record is from RefSeq and is a predicted model, not a curated record. The coding region runs from base 29 to 3181 and encodes 1050 amino acids. Gene Ontology annotation, cellular component: cytosol. Gene Ontology annotation, molecular function: ubiquitin protein ligase activity.